Paracoccidioides lutzii Pb01 is the source of this 918-nucleotide messenger RNA. RefSeq names its product TPR repeat protein. The coding region runs from base 1 to 918 and encodes 305 amino acids. The transcript is spliced from 2 exons. Gene Ontology annotation, cellular component: mitochondrion. The record is from RefSeq and is a predicted model, not a curated record. Gene Ontology annotation, biological process: tricarboxylic acid cycle; protein-FAD linkage; mitochondrial respiratory chain complex II assembly.
AUGGCAGCCUUAGCUCCAAAGCUUUUCUUUCGCACCCUGCUCUCCUCUAGUGCAAGGGUGGUUGCAUCGCCAUUUGUCCCAGCACCGUUCAACUCGACAGCUUUCCGAGCCAAUGGCCUGAAUGAUCGCGGUCACUCAACGGCUCCAUUGCACCGCGACAUCCAGAGAUCCAAAUCCUCGAACCCACAUCUGACGAAUACGACAUCAACAAAAACCAAUGACUUUCCUAAAGUUGGGGAGAAGUCGGCGCCGCCUGACCUGCUAUCGUCGACGGAUCCAAACUAUCAACCGCGCGAUGCGGUGCCGGGGAAUACAGAGCACAUGACGGGCAGGACAGCACAGACGGGCGAGGGGAGGAAGCCCGAAUUGGAUGUGGGGGAGAUGGAAGGUAUUACGUUCAAGGUUGAGCCAUUGAAGCGCGAAGGGGAGGAUGUUACGACGAUGCGCGCGAGGUUGUUGUAUCAAAGUCGCAAACGAGGCACCCUGGAGUCGGACCUUCUUCUAUCAACCUUCGCGUCCAAAAACCUUCCAACCAUGACAGCCAGGCAGCUAGAGGAAUUUGACAAAUUCCUAGACGAGAAUGACUGGGAUAUUUAUUAUUGGGCAACCCAGGAGGCGGAAGAUCCCUUAGCGACAGAUAAAGCUAAUAGUGCUGCCAGAAGGUCGAGUAUCCCAACUAAGGAUACACCUACCACGACGUGGAAAAGCGGCGCUGCAAAGAGCGGCGAAUGGGCGCAGACUGUGGGCGCGUUCAAACCUGCAUACAGGCCUGUUCCGCAGCGAUGGAAGGACUCUGAGAUCCUCGUGCGACUGAGAGAACACGUUCAUGAGAGAAGUGCAUUGGGCUUGAAGGGCGAGAAGACACAGGGUGGGGGCGGGUUGGGGCGGAUGCCUGACCUGCAUACAUCCAAGCAGUGA